GUUGCGCAGGUCACAUCGGUUUCCACAGUUUCAUUGAAACAAACAUGGCGAUUCUCAGUGACUCUUUUACGAAUAUUCACACAACUUCAGCUCUAUCCACAAUUCUCCUCGGGACUAUGAUUAUUUCGGAGCGAAUUGGAGGCAUCGCAGGAAAUACUGGCACACCACUGUCUCCACGUUACAUAAAUAACGUUAAUCGAUAUGGAAGUCCUAAUGAUGAUAAUGAUCCUGGGAAUUUGGAAGGGGUCUACCUAAUCACCGAGCAAAGGUGGCACGGUGAUACUGUGCUGCCAGUAUCCCUGCUCCCGGUUACCGAGGGGAUGUCCGCUCGGUCGCAUCACAGAAUCCGGCAGUCCGCUACGGGACUGGAUGAUGCUGGAAUGGAUCUUCAAGCAGCACAGCUUAAUACACGCGCGAGUCAGGAGGUCAGCUCGACGACAGCAGUAUCAUGGAUAUACUGGGACAUACCAUUUCCAGUGAUUGUCUGUGCUUUUGCUGGUGCUAUUCUCUUCACUUUCCUGCAGUUCCUGUUAUGGCUCCGGAAGCAAAUGUCGAGUGAAAAGAAGACAGGAGAUGGAGACAGACGAGGCCUGGUGGAGGAAGGAGCGCAAGUUACUCAGGCGCUCGAUAAGCCAGGAAAGAGUACGCAGGAGAAGCCCAUGGAGGCACAAUGGGUACGACAGCCAAUUGUUAAGCCGCCUGUAUCCGUUCUGCCUAUCCGGACAGCACCAGAAACCAGCAGUGGCUUGCCACAGGUGAUGUCAGUGCCGGUUCGUGAGAGACGUCCCGAGCCGAUUCGUGUGAAAGCAAAAGGUCUCCUGGAGCGUCGAGGCUCGUCAGCAAGCCUGACGAUUGAAUUAACACCAGCACCAGACAGCCCACCGCGCCUGGUCCCCCCAACACGUGAGUGUACCUCCGACGAGAUUCUCCUGAGUACUGGGAACAUCCUCUCACGUGGUCAGUUGCGUAAAGCAAUAAAGGAUCCAUCAUCUCUGCACAAGGAGUUCUGGGAGGUGCCCCUGAACGUCCCUGAGAAGGUGGAUAUUUUCGGGGCUGGAGUGAAGAAUCGUUACUCAGGAGUUCUUCCAAAUCCUCAGUCACGAGUCGUUCUCCCAGGGCUAGAUGACCCAGUGGCGAGUUACAUAAAUGCCAAUUACAUUCGUGGUUACGACGGUGAGGAGAACCGUUAUAUCGCAACACAGGGCCCCCUUCCCAACACAGUAACAGACUUCUGGAAGAUGAUCUGGAUGGACAAUGUCCAGGCAAUAGUCAUGAUGACGAGGCUCUUCGAGGCCUCCAAGACAAAGUGCGACGUUUAUUUUCCCCUGGAGAUGAACAGUCGCGUGCAGAGUGGACCCUUCACCAUAAUCCUCAACUCCAUAAUCUCGAGAGGUGGAUUCACCAUUCGAGAUCUUGAGAUCAGACACGAGGGCGAGAGGAGGCAGGUGACACAUUACUGGUAUGACUCGUGGCCAGAUCAUGCUGUACCACAGGCCUCUGACUCACUCGUCAGUCUAGCGGCUGAGGUCAAUACAUUGCCAGGACCAAUCGUGGUGCACUGCAGUGCUGGCAUUGGGAGGACAGGCUGUUUCAUCGCUCUAGCUACAGGAAUCAUGCAAUUGAGUAGAGAUGGCAAUGUCGAUGUUUUGGGGAUUUUAUGUCAAAUGAGGUAUGACAGGGGGGGAAUGGUACAGACAGCUGAGCAGUACGAGUUUGUUCACAGAGCAUUAUGCCUCUUCGAGCAAACGCUAGAUGGAAAAACCCCCACAACGGGCGAUUGAAUGAGAAAAGACUCAAGAUUGAACUCUCCUAAAUGAUAAAUCGGCCUCGUCGAUAGCUAACGCAUGAACUGCAGGUACGAACUCCGUUUCUAGCUCCUUGAUGUUAUUAGAAUGACGAAGGAAUGAAAAAAAAAAUCUUAAAACAAAUGUCAGGAACUUUGGUAUGAGUGUUCGAGACAUCAAAUGUCUAGAGAUAAUGAAUAAAAUAACUUUCCGUUACUGCGACGACUGAUGAAUUCAUUGUCGUGACAAGCUGCCAUUCAACUAUACUGCCACCAAAUGUAUGAAUAAUGUAAAUAAUAUUACAGAGUAUAUAUUUAUCAUUGAUCGAUGGUGAAGUUGAUAAAGGCUCAAAUGAUUUUUUGGACUCGAGAUGUUUAACAAAGACACUAAUACAAUGUAAUGAACUUUUGAAUGAUCUAUUCAAAAUGAGAUCUGAUAUUUUACUUCACGAAUUGUAAUUUACACGGAAAAAAAUCGGAAAACUAACCAUCGAUCAUACAAAACUGAUAAUUCACAUUAUGGAUCAAUUGAAUUUUUUUUGGGACCCACUGAGCUAAACUAUCACUUCUGCACUAUGAAGAAAGAGACAUUAUGGUCUUGAGAAUUAAUCUUUUGGAAAUGUUGAGUGGAGUGAGGAGAAUUCCUGGUUCUAUUCAAUUGAAAAUCAAACUUUUCAAUAUUAAUAAUGUAACUUCAUCACUCGGACAUCUGAAAAGCGCAGAAAAUUUACAAUUCACUAAACUAUCUGUAAAUUAUCUUUAAUUAUUUUAUCGACAAAGACUGAAUGCGAUUAGUACAACAUACGUCUGAUCAAUCGUUGAGAGAAUUUUACGGGCGUUGAAACUGGAAAUGAAUCAGAGGUGGAGAACAGGAAAAUGUCCCUCUAUCUGUCGUAGAUGUUGGGAGGGAAUUGUGAAUGAGAAAAAUAAACCGAGAAACCUGCUGAAUAAGGCGAAAUAGAGGAAUUACAAUCUCAGAGGUAAAUUUACAAUUAUAUUAUUAUUCGAUUUCACGGAGGGCCGGAUCCUCCGUGUAAUUUUUUUAGGUUCACUUCUUUCUCUCUUUAAAUAAUUAAAUUAUGAUUCUGUUAUCAUCACUUGAAGCUUAGAUUUGAUGGAUCAAUUAAUUAAUCAUAAGAAACUGGUGAAAAAGGCUCAAAUUAUCGAAUCUUAGAGGUAGGGGGAAGUGGGGCAGAAUGGGCACUGGGUUUUUUUUUUAAUUUCAAUGAUUCACUGAAUUUUCAAUGAAAUGGGGUCAUUUUUUUCGCAUAAAAAGUACAAAUUUUAUUUAGAAACAUUGAAAAAAAAUUUCAAUGCCCGUUUUGCCUCACAUCCCUUGUAGAAUUUCAGCUCCCCUGCGUGCCUAAAAUAAAACGAUCAUCAUUUCAAAAAGGCCUCAGUGAUUGAAGGAAUAUUCCCUGCAUUGAUCACUGCUGCAACAAAAUUUUUAUUUAAUGCAAACGAUUAAUUUUAGUCGGAGAUAUUCAAGUAAUUAUUUAAGUGUGAGUUAUUUCUCUUCGGUAACCGCAAUUUUGUGAUAUAUAAAAUAUGUAUACAUAAUAAUAUAUUGUACAGAAAAUGAGAAAAAAAUUAUAUUUGAGGAUACGAGUGGUAUUGUGCGACAAGGGAGGAACAGCCAGAAUUUUAACUAUUAUUUAUGAACGAUGGGUUGACAAUUUAUGAAUAGCAUUUCAAUGGUAUUGAACAACACUAAUUCUAGCGACCCCUUGGUGUUCAAUUGUACUUAUGUGACGUAAAUAAAUGUUUAUAGUAUCAA
Molecule: messenger RNA, 3560 nt
Organism: Diachasma alloeum
Lineage: Eukaryota; Metazoa; Arthropoda; Insecta; Hymenoptera; Braconidae
Product: tyrosine-protein phosphatase non-receptor type 7
Exons: 6
Coding region: 45-1781 (578 amino acids)
Biological process (GO): protein dephosphorylation
Molecular function (GO): protein tyrosine phosphatase activity
Source: RefSeq, a predicted model, not a curated record